AUGGCUCACAUUGCUGAGGACAUGAAAUGCAAGAUGAUCCUUCCAAUUAGACGUGCAGCAGGUCUGGGUGACAAAUUCUUCUACAACAACAGUACAGAAAGUAUAAAUUCUAGUUUGAAGAGUGAAGUUGAACAGUCAAAACAUGCCACUGCACCUGGAAAGCCAUCUAAAUGUUCCUAUGGAGAAUUUGUAAGCAUUGCUGAAGAGUUUGUGAACCGAUAUCGACGUAAUGUUCAUAGGGGAGUUGUUGGAGAUGGGCCUUACAAACUGUCUUAAAAUUAUCAACAUGUGGCAGUUACCAAAGAUAAGUGGAAGAAUAUGAGGAAGAAAGAGAAAGCAGCAAAAAUCUCCAUUGUUGAUCCUGUAGGGUACAAGAAACUGCUCACGUUUGCUGCGACAGGUACAAGCACUAGUACGAAAUCAGGUUCAAGUCGAACAACUCCUCCGAAAGCUCCUGUUCUUUCCACCAUCAACUCUGAACUUAAUCCAUCAAAAAACUUGCCAGAUUUCGAGCCAAGUGGCCUUCCUCAGUAUCUGCGAGGAUCGUGGAAAAAGGCAAGAGACAUUNGGCAGUUACCAAAGAUAAGUGGAAGAAUAUGAGGAAGAAAGAGAAAGCAGCAAAAAUCUCCAUUGUUGAUCCUGUAGGGUACAAGAAACUGCUCACGUUUGCUGCGACAGGUACAAGCACUAGUACGAAAUCAGGUUCAAGUCGAACAACUCCUCCGAAAGCUCCUGUUCUUUCCACCAUCAACUCUGAACUUAAUCCAUCAAAAAACUUGCCAGAUUUCGAGCCAAGUGGCCUUCCUCAGUAUCUGCGAGGAUCGUGGAAAAAGGCAAGAGACAUUAUCAGCAAGAACGGAGUCACAAAAAUCAACGAUGGCACAAAUAUUGUAGUUUCCAUAACCAAUCCCCGCAAACCCCACAUAGUCAACUAUGUUGGAUCAAAGGUCACCUGUGACUGUGAAGGGUUUUAG
Molecule: messenger RNA, 974 nt
Organism: Porites evermanni
Lineage: Eukaryota; Metazoa; Cnidaria; Anthozoa; Scleractinia; Poritidae
Source: the annotation of a GenBank genome assembly